Messenger RNA from Sinocyclocheilus grahami, 2512 nucleotides. RefSeq lists its product as uncharacterized. The transcript has 5 exons. The record is from RefSeq and is a predicted model, not a curated record. The coding region runs from base 173 to 844 and encodes 223 amino acids. Lineage: Eukaryota; Metazoa; Chordata; Actinopteri; Cypriniformes; Cyprinidae.
UAAAAAGCUGCUUUCACUUUCACAUUUUGCCAUUUCAACCCAUAUGCCAGACUUUUUUUUAGCGUUCAAGGUGGUCAAACAUAAAUUUCGCCCUUCAAGAUUUCUAUAAAUAGCAAUAUUUAACAAGACAAACAAGCGAAUAUUUUUCAUCCCUCCACUUCAGAAUUAGCAUAUGAUGCCAUCGAUUAAAUAUUCCAUCGACACACCUCACAGUGUCAAAGACAUCGCUAAUACGUUCAAGAAAAGUCUUAAGGUUAAGAUAAAAUUGACAUGGGGUAUCAAGUUGGAAAAUGCGGAAAAGAAAAAGAAGCCCAGUGAUAUUGACCUAGUUUUCUUCCCAGUUGUUUCUCGCACUGGAACUGACAUUGAUGCUGCUCUCAGUAAGAUUACACACAGUAAGCCAGUCAUUAUAGUGGUGCUUCAUCACACAUUUGACCCUAAUGCUGUUGUGUCAAACAGCAGUACAUUUGUGAAGAGGGAUAAUACGCUUACAGUGGACUGUCUGUUCUAUGAGGACAAAGGAUUAUUAAAAUGUAAAAGAAAUGAUAAAGCUUUUGAAGAUGCUAUACAGUGGCUGAAAUUAAUGAAAAAAGUGGUAAACAAAAAGAAUCCCCUACCAAAUCCUGACAAACUUCCAGUUCAAAUUCUGCUCAGAUGCACUGGGAAAAGAAAUGUCAGGGUCCGGGCCCUGUGUUUCUCCCUCUCACCACCAGAGGUCACCAUCGCACUUCCUCCCGGACUCCAUUUCCCAGACUCCACUCACCUGUCACUCUUUACACCCUCAGCUGUUCCCCAUUGUCACAGACUAUAUAUUCUCCUCUCACUCAUCACUCUGCAUGGCUGAAUUAAUUGUAAUUGUAAUUGUAAUGGUAGUUAUCAUUUCUUGUUGUAGGUUGUGUAUACAAGAACUUUCUGUUGCCGCAUUUGUAUCUCGGUCCUGUUCUUGGUUGAGUUGUUUUUGUUUCUGUUUUGCUUUGUCUGUUUUUGUUUAUUAAAUCUAGUUUCACCUGUAUUUGGACCCAGACCCUGUUUUUCCAUGGGGCUCUCUUACCGUACCGUGACAGGAAAUAGUGAAUGAAUCAGUUGUUUCAUUUUUUACACGUAUUUUCAUGGUCUUACCAGUGUCACUUGUGAAUAACCCUAAUUUUUUUUUUAUAGUGUAUGCAUAUUGAUAACCAAUUAAAACCUUUGCAGGCUCACUUUGUCAUGUUCAAGUUAUAGAUGCUCUACAGAGGUGCUCUGUAGUACAGCUUUUACAUACCUUACAGGGGUUGGACAAAAUUAUGUGAAUACAUAGGAAAUAGGCAAUAUUUCUUUAUUAAGGUGUUUUACCACCAUUUGCCUUUAAUACAGCUUCCAGCCUUCUUGGAAUAUAUUCAUACAACAUUUGUAUAGACUUCAGCUGAAUCAGAACAUCUGCCGAUUGCUUCAGGGAAUCUGUUUCUCACUGUUCUCUCCAAAACUGGCCACAGUGAUUUGAUAAUAUUAGUCAGGUGAUUGAAGUCAGGGCAGAUGUUGAAGUUCAUCUUGGUGCUCCACCCUCCCAGGUUUUAUGAUCAUGACACCACAUUGUUUGCAUUUUAGCAUGGUGUCUGUGAAGAACGUUUUAGCAUUUGGAGUUCUUUCAUGGAUGUUGGCUUUGUAAAGUUCCCUGUGGUCUUUUUUUUUUUUCUUCUUCAAGGUGAAAUUUUAAAUUUGAUGUCAAUUUGCUGCAGUGCUUCUGUGUUGUCUAGACACAGUGCUUAGUGUGUGACUGUCCAUGUCAUUCACUUUUGGUUUUCGCACACUGAUGUUCUUCACUGAUAAAGUCAUGGAUGAAGUCUUGCCAUGCUUUGUGCAAGCAGUCAUGAUCGUAAAGACUAUUCAUAAAACACCAAAAUGUUGGGCUGUUAAGGUUACUGAUGCUUCUGCUAAACAGGCUCCCAUGAUUUGCCCUUUUUGGAAGUUUUAACAGGUCACUCAUUUCACCCACAGCUUGUACUAAAUACUGCUGAACACAAGUGAUACUACACUGAUAUACAAGAGUAUAGACAAUGGAAAGAUAAAUAAAAGAUAACGCAACAUCUGUUUUUCACGAUUUUGUCCAACCCUGUAUGUAUGAAGUUUUUACAGCAGAUUAAUCCUUCCAUCUGUUAUCCAGACUGUUUUUCUUGUGUAGGAUUGCGAGGAUGCUGGAGCACGAGUAGACUCGUGUAUCCAAUAAUUGUUUUGUUUUUUAUUCUGAUUAAUGUCUUUCUGUUUCUGUGUUUUUGUUGUACACUUUCCCUCUGACAAAAUGGGAUAUUUCAUUUAUUAUACUCUGCAGUGCAUGCAUUGUUAAUAUUUCCAUUCAGCAGAUCCAAUGUGCAACUGUGUUCUACAGUAAGACUGAAGGGGAAAUGGCUAACUCGCUAUUGAGAAAACUAGCAAAAUUGUAGCAUAUGUCAGCUAUGCCACUCCACUCAAACAUGCAGCAAAAUAUUACAUUUUACUGUAAGUUCCAACAUGUACAAAUGCUGUCCUGCAUGAUUCA